Molecule: messenger RNA, 5441 nt
Organism: Darwinula stevensoni
Lineage: Eukaryota; Metazoa; Arthropoda; Ostracoda; Podocopida; Darwinulidae
Source: the annotation of a GenBank genome assembly
AUGGAUUUAAUAAAGACCAUUGCAGACGAUGAAGAAGUACCAGAUUAUGAUCCUAGUUCGGACAGCGACGAGGAGGUGAGACUGGUGGCUACACCCUCCUCAAAGAAGUCCAGUCAAGAGUUUGAUCCAAACUUCGUCUUUCUAGAGAAGGCGUCGGAUUAUAAUACAGAUGUAUGGCAGGACACAGUUGCAUUAUACAAGCAGCAGAAGCCCCGAGCUAUUGAUGAGAAGAUACGCAUGUUUCAUGAAAAAUUGAAGAAGAAGAAAAAUGAGGAUGACCCAGAGCAGAAAGAAGAUGAUGUCAAGGAUCUGGAUUAUAGUGAUGAUGACAUGAUCUGUGGAAAUGUGUCUGACAUGUUGAAUGUGAAGCAAAAAAGAGGGAAAAAGAGAAAGAGAGGGGAGGACCCUGUUCCACCAAUUUCUACCCAGUCAGAUGACACACCCUCAUUCCAACAGAUGAAUCUAUCUCGCCCUCUGUUAAAGGCCAUAACAUCUAUGAAGUUUGUGAAUCCCACACCUAUUCAGUCAGCCACUAUUCCAGUGGCAUUGCUUGGGAAGGAUAUCUAUGCCUGUGCUGCUACUGGGACAGGAAAGACAGCUGCAUACAUGCUUCCAGUUCUGGAGAGACUGCUCUUCAAACCCUUUGUUACUCCUGUCACAAGGGUCUUGGUAUUGGUUCCCACAAGAGAGUUGGGUGUUCAAGUCUUCCAAGUGUCUAGGCAACUGGCUCAGUUCACAAAAAUCCAAAUUGGGAUCUCCGUUGGUGGACUGGAUCUGAAGCAGCAGGAAGCCUCACUUCGGUCAAAUCCUGAUGUUGUGAUUGCUACCCCAGGUCGUCUUAUUGAUCAUAUUCACAACACUCCCUCCUUUCAUUUGGAAAGCAUUGAAAUCCUCAUUCUUGAUGAAGCAGACAGGAUUCUAGAUGAGUACUUUGCAGAACAACUGAAGGAAAUCAUCAAACAGUGUAGUUAUACAAGGCAAACCAUGCUUUUCUCUGCAACCAUGACAGAGAAUGUAGAGGAUCUUGCCUCAGUUUCAUUGAAAAACCCUGUGAAACUGUUUGUUAACAGCAAUGCAACAGUUGCCCAGAAUCUGCAUCAAGAAUUCAUAAAGAUUCGUAGUCAGCAUGAGAAACAUCGAGAGGCAAUUGUUGCUGCCCUCCUACUUCGAACUUUCCAUGAUCAUGUCAUAGUGUUUGUCUCGACCAAGCGUCAAGCUCAUCGUUUGCACGUUCUCCUUAGUAUAUUAGGGAUUAAAACUGGUGAACUGCAUGGAAAUCUGAGGCAGCCACAGAGAUUAGAAAUGUUGAGGAAAUUCAAGGAAGAAGAAUGUGAUGUUCUGCUAGCAACAGAUGUUGCUGCCAGAGGUUUAGAUAUUGAGGGAGUGCGAACGGUGCUAAACUUUGCAUUACCUGCCACCUAUCAGCACUACAUUCAUCGGGUUGGUCGAACAGCUAGGGCUGGUCGGGCUGGACGAUCUGUCUCCUUGGUGGGGGAAGCUGAGAGAAAACUCCUCAAAUUAAUAGUCAAGAAUGCAAAUGAACCUGUGAAGCAGAGAGUCAUAGCACCAGAGGUGAUCCAAAAGUUUGCAGAGAAGAUUGAAACCCUUGAGCCUAUGUUUAAAAAAAUUGUAGAAGAUGAAGAGGCUGAGAAAGAACUGGCUGCAGCUGAGGGAAUGGCAGAGAAAGCUACAAAGAAGCUGAAGUCUCCUGAAAUGGCACAGCAGCAGAGAGAGUGGUUUCGAGAAAAGGGCUUUGGACCAGCCAGCAAGUCCAAAACUGAUACAAAGGUGAAGAAUCCCAAACAUUUGAAGACAAAGAAGCAGAAGAAGGGGGAGACAAAAGAGGAUAUUGAGUUAAGGAAACUGGCUGAUUACCAGACAAGGAUUGCCAAACGCAAAUGGAAAGAUCAACGUGUUAGAAGUGUUCCUGAAGAUCCUUCUGAACGACAUGGUUUCACCAAGGGACUAGUUGAUACAUCCAGGAAGAAUGUCAAGUUCCUUCGUCACAAGAAGCAUCCAGCCCCAAGAAUGGAAGCCUUCAAAACACAGCUUCUUGGACUUGUAGCUCGCCAUGAGAGUCUUUACACCAUGCUCAGUGAGGUGUCUAAGAGAGAAGCAGAGGAGGCAGAGGUCCCAUGCAAGAAGUUAAAAAUGGAGACUUCCAGUGAAGUUAAUGCUAAAAAUGCUAUGGAUUUGGCUGCCCUUCAAGAUUUCACCACAAUGAAAGAAGCUCUCCAGGCACUCCAUCAGAUGUGCAAGGAUAUGCAUGAGAAAAAAGGCAAUGCUAAUGAAGCAUUCUCCGUGUGCUCUCAGCUGGUAAAGCUACUGAAGGAAAUGUCUAAGAAAGAAGCUGUUGUCACCAUUCAUCUGACAGAGCAUCUUGAGAAAGUCAAUAUACUAAGAAAAGCACCUCUACCAGUAUUAUGGCUGCUGGAUACUCAUGGAGUGGUUUACCUGGAUCAAUAUUUAAACAAGUAUGUGAGUGACAAAGAAGUCAUUCAGGCAUUCAUUUCGGAGAUGGCAAGUCAUGUUCACCACGAGGAUGGGUUCUCUCAGGCCGAAAGUAUAGUGGCACAUGUCUUAGCCUGCCUUCUCAACAAUAGCCAAGGAUCUUCCUCAACUAAAGUUGGAAAGCUGAGCCAGAUCAUCCUGGAUUCUUUCACUCGAAGGCUCUUGGACAGACAAGAUGCAUUACCUGGAAGGGUAUUUGAAAAGCUGAGGCACCACCCUUGUGUGCAAAUGGAACAUUUGAAGUCAUUUUUUAUGCAUGAAGUCAGAUUCAUGGUCACCUACAAGCCCGGAACAAAAGCCUCUGUUGCCAUCAAGGAGCAGGAAGAAUGGAAUAAUCAGAAUGGACAGAACAAGUGCAAUCUCUCCCAGGAAAUCUUCCAACAGAUUCUUCCUGUUUUUCAUUCAUCUGAGGUGGUUGAUUGCCUGGAAAAUGUGUUGGCCUAUCAAGAGGUCAAUUGGUUCACUCUAUUCAGCCUUAUUUCAGCCUAUGUUAAGUGCUUUCAGAAUGAUGGAACUCCUCUCCAAGCAUUGAUUCGGAAGCUACUGGAGGAAGGCUUCUCAUCACUCAAUGAGGAGAGCCUUUUAGCUGCAUUUCUAUUGGCACGGCAAGCAACAUAUUGUACUGUGAGUCACAUUGCCUCCUAUAAAGCAUGGUUUCAUUCUUUGUUUGGAGAAGGACAAGAUUCUCUGACCAAGACAAAGCCAAAGUUCCUCUUUCUGGUGAAAUUUCUCAGCAGUCUAGUUCCUCAUGAAUCCUCCAGACAUCUAAGGGCUCAGGUUGGAAAGAAGCCCUUCAUUCCAAGUGGUUGUUAUGAUCAAUGGCUUUUGUACUCCACACUUGUCAGGACACGUCUUGCAGAACUCAAUGAUUCUUCCCUUGAGAAGGGUAUAUAUGAAGCACAACCUGUCGCCAGUGAUGAUCGUGAGGUACUGGCCCGGAUUCACAUGAAGGGCCGUGAAAAUGGAGAAGGUCGGAGAAAAUUUAUAACUGCCUUGUUUGAAGCAAAGAAGAUCCCUGAUGCCAUGUAUCGAGAGUUCCUGUUGACUGCUAAUGCACCCAUGAUUCCCUCAUCUAGCAUGGCUGUGGGGAUGAAGGGGUUUGACCUUUUGGAAUCCAGUGAUUCUUUGAGUGGAGAGGAUGUUGCCAGUGGAUUCACUCAUAUCUGCAAGGCCCUAUCCUCUAGUGCGGCUUCCAGUGGACCGGAUCAGAGCACUGCAUCCAGCUAUCCACCUCCACAGUCUGAGGUGGUAGCAAGACUGCUGCAGUGUUAUUUUCACUGCUUUGGAAAAUACUCAUCGUCUCUCUCCACUUGGUUUCCAAGCUUCCUAUCCAUAUUUGCUGGAAGUUCACAGCUUCACUCUGCCAUAUAUCACAACUUCCACCAGAAAGCAAUGACAUUCUCCCCAAAGGAUGAUGACAUUGCAACAGCCAUGGCAUACUUCCUAUGGAACAUCCACUUCCAAUAUGACAGCAGGGAAGAGUCAGCUGUUUUGUCAUUCCUUGAUGAAAUGGGAGGGAAAUUUCCUACUGCAACAAAGCAGGAUAUGGAAGUAGUACUCAUGUUUAUGAAGCACCUCCGUGAGACCUUUGAUGAUCUUGGAGUGUCAACUUUUGAGUCUGUAGAUGAUUACCUUCCCCAUAGCCUGCUGAGGAAAGAAAACUUUGUCAAGUUGAGGUUUUUCCAUGAUUCUCACUCAGGAUGUCACUUGAGAGAGCAUCAUGAAAGCUAUGUACCAACAGCUAGCAAAAUAUCAGUUGAGGAUUUAGUGGAAUUGGAGCUCCAGGUCUCCUCCAAAGAAGACUGGUUCGUAAAUCCUUUUGCCAGGCUGUCGUUCUUGGAUGAAUACAUAUCUGUGAUGAAAAGGCAGUCACCAGGCAAAGACUUUCAUGCUGUGAUUUUGGAAUGUCUUCUUCAUGCUCACAUGAAGGGCUUAUCUGGGUGUGAUUCUCUUUUGGUGCUGCUGUUGUGGCUGAAUAGGAUGCUGAAUCCUAAUGAUUCACCUGGACUGUUGAAAAUUUGGGAGAAGGUCUCAAGAAUGUACCAUGGGACAGCAAACAGAGCUUCCCUUGACCAGGCAUUUUUGAGGUUGUACCUUUCACUACCUUCAUGGAUCCUUCUCCAAGCAGACGGUGAUCAAGAUACCCAGGUGCAAGAAUUAUGUGCUGCCAUAAAAGAUUCAUGGGUACAUUGGGAUGCAGUACAUCAGGAUGUCCAAAGGUUUUCUCAAGAAGCGGAUGUUAAGCAUCUAAUAGCAUGUAUGACAUGUGCUCAAAGGUGUGUUGAAACUACUGUUGCCUCUACUUCUGGUGCAGUUGAUCCAUGCAGCAUGGCACUGCUGCUCCUAGAAUCUCAGGAAUCCCCACCUCAUGCAACGCUGAAAGUUACGUCAUUCUUAGUCUUCUUCUCCAUCGGCAAAUUAUGUUCCCAAUCUGGCAUUAUCCAGUGGAUCACAUCUGAUGAACUGGGGCAGCAAAUUCCCCCUCAAGUGGACAAAAUUAUCCAUUUGGUACAAAGUGAUCCAGACUCUUCUCUGUAUUUGGAUGCCGGUGUUGGACACCCUACGUUCAAUGACUCCUUUCCCAGUAGUGCUGCUAAAUUUGCUCCCAUUCUGUCUUGCAUAGUUUGUGUCGAAGCCUGCAGAAUGCAAGUCUCCAACAGACCACUGCUUGCUGCACUGUCAAACUAUAAGACCAUCUGUAGUGCUGUCAUAGGGAAGUGUCACUUGCAGGUGUCAUCUCAUCUCCUGCGAAGGCUUAGCCACGUGAUUUCACUGGCACCAUCCAUCCUCCUUCGGGACAUUCCCGAUUCAUAUGUUAGAAACUUGGAUGAAGAAGUGCAGAAUAUGAUUCGUGUCAAGCUGUCGUGAUCAACGGUGGUAUUUUAUUAUAUGGUAAACAGUCACAACGUAUGAUGUGACUGUAUGGUGGG